ACACCCCAAUCACAAAAAGUAUGCAAUAUUGGGGUUUCGGCAGUGGCGGCUGGUCAAUAGAGGGCGCUGGGGUGCUGCCACACCGCUUGCAGUGGUCACCGCAUUACUUUUUACAACACAACGUAAAUAGAAAGCGGUCAGGGACUUGGGCGGAAAAAAAACUGACAGCAGCGAUGUGGAUAAAUGGGAACCAGAGAGCAUUAAUGACUGCCGCAAUGGAUUCGGAGAAGCAAGAUAUUCCCAAUCCAUGGCCUUGUUUAAGAGAAAUGUUUGCACUUGUCAGCUCUAAGCGUGAUAUUUGUUGAAUGCAUUGUUUUGUGCCAGCCUAAAAAUCACCAUCAUCUGGCAUUGAAAAAUUCUAAAUUGAAAUUCCAAACAGAAAAAAAACGAAAUGCUGCAGGAAAACGUUGUUUUGAUAGUGUGUAAAUUGAUUUUUAUUUUAUUUUGUUCCACCCCCUCUCUCAGCAUGAGCAUUAUGCAAGUUAAUAAAAAAGGAAAAGGAUUUUGUUGGCAGGUUUUUUUUCAGAAUGUAAUUGAUGGCAGAAAUAUUUUUUUACUUUUGUACUUAAGUACAGUUUAUCGUCUUGACUUUUUUUCUUUUACUUAAAAUAAAGGUGAGUCACUAUUUCUACUUUUACCCUUUUUUUUCUUUUUUUUUACACGUCAAAAUGUUGACUUUUGGAUGGAACGUAAUAAAGCGAUAGACGAACCGCGAGGGGGCAGUGUUUACUAAAAUUGAUUUGAAGAUAAAGAAAGUGGGUGAAAGAAGUACAGUUUAAUUCGUCUAAGAAAAGGAGCAUUAGGGCAAACAGUUUGUUGAGCUGGUAGGACAUUAGACUGUCAACAAGCACAUUUGAAGUUUGUUAUCGAGCGCUGAGAUGAAAACGUCAUCACGUGCAGUCUGGGAGCCGUUUGCGAUGAAGCAGUACACUGGACACACUUCCAAGAUGAAAAGGGAUUCAAAGAAGAAGCUUGAUAAAAGUCGCAACCCAAGUGAAGGUGUUGUCCAACGCCGGACUCAGGCUAAGAGGAUGAGGUUUGGAUUGGAUGUUAGCCACGUUUAUAAGGAGUUUGGUCACAUCUGCGACGCCGUUGAUGUCGUCACCAGUCAUGUAGAGGAGGAGCCUGGAGAGUGUCGUCGUGGAGAUGGAGGAUUAGAUGAUUCGGAUGAGCAAUGUUGCUCCCCCUCAGAAAGUCACGGCUCCCGACAAAAACCGAAGACCACCGACAGCCUUUGCCCAUCCUGUCGGAAGCUCUACCAGAGGGCAAAAAGCUUGAAAACUCCCAUCAAAGAUAAACUCCUGGAUAACGAUCCCACCUCCUUGACGUGCGAUAAUUGGGUCCUGCUCAAAAAGUGGAAGGCAAGUAGGCUGCCUGAGUCAAGAGGGAAGCUUUCCCACAGCUUGUUGCUUGUUCAAUCAUGUUUGAAGGGGAAGAGAAAAGCCAAGCAGAAUGAGCGUAAAAACUCAUGCUCGAGGCCACAUAUUUUCCUUCACAGGAACCUCAGACGGCCUCACAAAGUGCCAGCGAGAAGGGAAGCGAAGAGAAACCAGUGCCAGAGGGCAAGAGAUGAUUCUCAGGGUUGCCCGAUUGCCAAGCAGAAGGGUCUCUGUGGCAAACGCCCCCCGCAGUACAAGUGUGGUAACUGUACCGAUAAGAGCGGUUUACACUCUACUUGUGCAGGUCUAGAUGUUGACACUGUUCCGUGAAAAAAUUUCAAAGAAACCCAGUUAACACUUGCAGCUUCUGAGGAAGCCAGCAAGUAUUGUUGUUCUUUUCUUCAAUUUCCAAACUUUUCAAGUAGUCAAAUGCCGGAAAGAUCUGUCAACGUCGCAGUCUCCAAACCCAAAUUGAGGCAACAUUGUUGAAGUUGAUCCACGUCCUAAGACGUGUUCGACAUUCAAGUUUACCACAACUAUUUCAGUAUUGUACAAGGGCAUUUAAUUAUUCAUGCACAGCCGUGUACAGCAGGGGUUGUUUUGAAGUGUUCUAUGAAUAAAGUUGAGUUCAUUGAAUAACAAUUACUCAAUAAUAAUUACUCUAUAUUACACAUAAUGAUAAU
This is a messenger RNA of Phyllopteryx taeniolatus (common seadragon), 2062 nucleotides long. RefSeq lists its product as uncharacterized. Bases 879 to 1709 code for a protein of 276 amino acids. NCBI's taxonomy places the organism in Eukaryota, Metazoa, Chordata, Actinopteri, Syngnathiformes, Syngnathidae. The record is from RefSeq and is a predicted model, not a curated record. The transcript is spliced from 5 exons.